This is a messenger RNA of Camelina sativa (false flax), 1275 nucleotides long. Its product is annotated as zinc finger protein AZF2-like. Lineage: Eukaryota; Viridiplantae; Streptophyta; Magnoliopsida; Brassicales; Brassicaceae. Gene Ontology annotation, molecular function: transcription cis-regulatory region binding; DNA-binding transcription factor activity. Gene Ontology annotation, biological process: regulation of DNA-templated transcription. Gene Ontology annotation, cellular component: nucleus. The record is from RefSeq and is a predicted model, not a curated record.
UUCACUCUCUCUUCUUAUUUCUCUCUCUCUCCCUCCCUCACACCAUAUUCGCGAUAACAAAUAAAAAAGCUCUGAACUUUUCUUCUUCUUCUUCUCUGAUCUAAUUACGAAUCGAACAAGAAGAACUCGUAUGGCUCUCGAAGCGAUGAAUUCACCAUCUUCCUUCACCACCAGGAUCGAAACGAAAGAAGAUUUGAUGAACGACGCCGUUUUCAUGGAGCCGUGGCUUAAACGCAAACGCUCUAAACGUCAGCGUUCUCACAGCCCUUCUUCGUCUUCUUCCUCGCCGCCUCGUUCUCGUCCCAAAUCUCAGAACCACCAAGAUCUCACCGAGGAAGAGUACCUCGCUCUCUGUCUACUCAUGCUCGCCAAAGACCAGCCUUCUUCUACGACGACCCAAACGCGAUUUCAUCACUCCCAGCCGCAAACGCAAACGCCGCCGCCAGAAUCUUCAAAGACCCUUUCGUCGUACAAGUGCAGCGUUUGCGGAAAAGCGUUUCCUUCGUAUCAGGCUUUAGGCGGUCACAAAGCCAGCCACCGAAUCAAACCACCAACCGUGACCCCAAACCCCGAUGAUCCAUCAUCAACAGGAGCUCCGACCGUCUCCGCCGUCGCCGGAGACAAACAUCCGAUUUCCGCAUCCGGCAAGAUCCACGAGUGUUCAAUCUGUCAUAAAGUGUUUCCGACGGGUCAAGCACUCGGCGGUCACAAACGCUGUCACUACGAAGGCAACCUCGGCGGUGGAGGAGGAAGCAAAUCAGUCAGCCACAGUGGAAGCGUGUCGAGCACGGUAUCGGAAGAAAGAAGCAACCGUGGAUUCAUCGAUCUUAACCUACCGGCGUUACCUGAGCUUAGCCUUCAUCACAACCCAAUCUCCGCCGCCGACGAAGAGAUCUUGAGUCCUUUGACCGGUAAAAAACCGCUUUUGUUGACCGAUCACGACCAAGUCAUCAAGAAAGAAGCAGAUUUAUCUUUAAGAAUCUAAAUAAUAUUCUUGUAAUUCGUUUUUCUAAAAAAAAACAUAGUUACAAUUUUUUUUUUUUUAGUUUACAAAUUUUCUGAUUUGGAUUUGAAUAUUCAUAAUAUUUGUUUAGGGGAUUGAUACAAAACCAUUUGAUUUGAUGAUGGAUUGAUUCGUUUUUAUUUUGGUAACUAAUCUCUUCUUUUUUUUUCUGUGAGUCCACUCUGUAAUUAUAUUGGACACGUGUGAACACAGAGCAGAAAUAGUUGGGGGAAACUUGAGAAUCGUUCCAUGUGGAUGAUUCGUUGCCUUCA